Racocetra fulgida is the source of this 187-nucleotide messenger RNA. The record is from the annotation of a GenBank genome assembly. Lineage: Eukaryota; Fungi; Glomeromycota; Glomeromycetes; Diversisporales; Gigasporaceae.
AUGCAAAAUUGGCAACUUGAUGAUCUUAUAUCCACUCAAUCAAAUAACUUGAACCUUAUCAAAGGUUUAAGUUUAAUACGGCCAAAAGCAACUGUGGGAAGCUUAGCAAUUUAUGACAAUUGUGAAUUUGAUGAACUUUGCCAUUUUAGGCAAAUUUAUCAGCUUGAAAUUGAAGAUACAAUUACCG